Owenia fusiformis is the source of this 828-nucleotide messenger RNA. NCBI's taxonomy places the organism in Eukaryota, Metazoa, Annelida, Polychaeta, Sabellida, Oweniidae. The record is from the annotation of a GenBank genome assembly.
UUAAAGAUAGCUUGCUCAUCUCAAAUCGUUUCUUAUGAAUCCCAUGUUGGGCGUGGUACUAACUUGCAAUUUAUGAAUCUGUGUGUCAAAUCAUCUAUUCUAUUUUCAUUAUAAAAGUUAAAAUUGUGUGUCUCCUAAUCCAUUUUUCCAUUCAUGAUCUCAACAUGACACAAUAACAUCUUGUGGUGUUUGAAUGAGCGGGGUUAACUGCAAAGUGCCCCAAUGCACGCUUUUUUGCACAGUCUAUCACAGAGAUCCAUUAUAUAAAGUACUUCCACUACCACGAUUUAUAUUCCUGCUAGAAAUUGGAGCAUUGGAAGGUGGACUGGUUCAACGAAAAAAAGAAACUGGUUGGCGAAAUUCUGGCUAUACGAGUAGAAUGAAUGGGUCAUGUUCUAUUUUUGGUCAAAGUGAUGUAAAAGUAAGAACAUUGAAAUUACAAGUUGUUGGCUUAAUCUGCCAAUUUGCUGUCGUCCCUACCAUAAAUAAGAUCUCAGAAUAGUUUUCCCUGGACAGGCACAUUUUCUUGAUGCUCAAACAGUUUUUCUCCAUCUAACUUCAAUUGUCUUAUGUAUGGUAAUAAUUCCAGAAUACAGUAUUUCGAUCUGUAUAUUUUCAUUUAGAUCUGUUAUGGACAGAUAUUUACUCGUCUCAUUUGGUGUAGUAAUUUGAGAUACCACAUGGCCAGAUAGCGAUGAGGCGUCAGAUGGAACUCGCACGGCACGUGGUACCACAGUUUAGAUUCAAAAUGUAACAUAACCGGCAACUCCACCAUGUGGCAUUCUAUUUUUUCAUUAUAUUUACAAACUAAGUAAUUUUGAAUCAAUG